Messenger RNA from Calliphora vicina (urban bluebottle blowfly), 695 nucleotides. RefSeq lists its product as uncharacterized. The transcript has a single exon. NCBI's taxonomy places the organism in Eukaryota, Metazoa, Arthropoda, Insecta, Diptera, Calliphoridae. The coding region runs from base 173 to 586 and encodes 137 amino acids. The record is from RefSeq and is a predicted model, not a curated record.
CUAAUUUGGAAAUCUGCACUUUGGAAUGUGCUCACCAGCAAAGCCGGCUUUAAUCAUACCAGAACCCUGAAUAAAUAAAUUUUUGACAGAAAAUUUAAAUUUGAAUUUUACAUUAAUUUACAUAAAAACUAAUUGAAAAACAUUUAAUUUUGGUAUUAUAAGGUGUGACAAAAUGAAGAUCAUUUCUGCACCCGAAGUGGACAUGUUGCUUGUUUCGCAGAGUUCCCGCAAUCAACGUAAAUCUAUAAUGAAUUUUGCUCCUAGAAUUGGAUUAGCUGUAGUUGAUUAUGGGCGUUCACAAGAAAUUGAUAAUUUCUAUUUGGAUUGUCAAAAUUUCCGCGAUUAUUAUCGAGAUCCUUACAACAAAUUGCCACGGCCAGUCGUAUUUAAGAGACACUAUGGUAAAUGCGGCAGCAAUCGAAAUCCUGAUAAAUCAAGUGAGCAACUACUUCUACCCACUCGAUGGGUGGCUGACAGACAACCAGUCACUUUCCCGUUAAAUUAUAGUAGACAUAUGUCAUUAGACGAAGGAAUACGUUUAGGUGGACUAUAUGAUUCAGCUUCGUGCAUUAAAUAUAAACGUUAAGAAUAUGCUAACAAAUUAUUAUACAAAAUUUAUUAUAGUAUUAAAUCUUGGCUUUAAUAAUACUCAUAAUCAUUUGUUAACCACCCAAUUUCUUUAAUAAAGGGUUUAG